This is a messenger RNA of Dacryopinax primogenitus, 915 nucleotides long. RefSeq lists its product as uncharacterized. NCBI's taxonomy places the organism in Eukaryota, Fungi, Basidiomycota, Dacrymycetes, Dacrymycetales, Dacrymycetaceae. The record is from RefSeq and is a predicted model, not a curated record. The transcript has a single exon. The coding region runs from base 1 to 915 and encodes 304 amino acids.
AUGUCAUUCAAGAUCUACAUUGACCCUUCACCACAACAACCAUCUAAUAUAAUGCGCUCACAUACUCUCCCAUCUCCAUCUUCAUUAUUCUCGACGCUUAUCCCUUCCCUCCCUCCUGCCUCCUCCACUUCCCCCACUCGCAUCCCUACCACCACCACCGACACAUCUAUACCUCGUACAGGGAAGGAGAACGUUGACCCCCUCACCGGAUUACCCGCAACCCGCAAACUUCCAAAGUCAAAAUCAAAGUCCACCUCCCGAUCCAAGCAGCCCCUCGCACCCGCGUCCGCACCCACUGCGAACAAGCCCAAGUCCAAGGUCAAACCCCCAAAACACACAGCCGACUCCUCCAAACCUCAACUCCGAAAACAGAAGCCCGCAGCCAAACGCCCCCUCUCCCCGUCCCUCCGUUCCCCACCGCCCCCUGCAGCUGCGUGGCCUUCCCCGCCCCUGUUCGACCAGACCGAGCACUUCAACCGUCUUGCACAGCAGCUCACCGUCCUCCCCCUAGCGGACGUGAGCCUCGCAUAUGCUGUCCAGCCCCAGCUUGAGGCCGAGGUGGACCCGACGAUGAUCCCCCUCCCCGAGAGUCCGAAAGAGGACCGCAUUUGGAGGCCGUUUGUCACGGAGGCGGGGACUGCGCAGGUAGAGGUGCAUCUGGAGCUGGAGAAAGCAGGGGAUGGGGAGAGGCCGGCCAAAAAGCAGCGCUUGGAGGGGAGGAAGACGCUCCGUAGGGCUGUCACUUCACCCUUGGGCAGGCCGGUGGUGGGACAUCAAGUUGGGACCGUGCGAGCUACGGAACGGACACCGCACCUGCCACAACUUCAAAUCCAACCGCAACCAAAACUGCAAUCGAAAAACACCUCCGAACUGGGAGAUACACCAUCCCUCCCCAUCUGGGCCGAUCUCCCAUAG